Messenger RNA from Lactuca virosa, 913 nucleotides. Lineage: Eukaryota; Viridiplantae; Streptophyta; Magnoliopsida; Asterales; Asteraceae. The record is from the annotation of a GenBank genome assembly.
ACGAAAACCUUAACAUUUAAGCAACAAUCACUUUUUAAUACACGAUUUCUUCUCUGUCUUUGAAUCUUCCAUCUUGAUCAUGGCCGAAAACGCUGUUACAGUUUAUAAUCAACCAGAGGCUCAAACCGAACAAGAGAAGUUAAAGUACCUAACUUUCGUCCAAGAAGCAGCAAAGCAUGCAGCUCCAUACGCAUCAAAAGCCUAUGAUUACGCUAAAGAAAACAGCGGUUCACUCAAACCACGCGUAGAGGCAAUAGAAGGCACUCUCAAAACCGUUAUUAGCCCUGCAUGUGAUACAUUCCAUAAUGUCCCUGGUGAAGUACUCAAGUUUGUUGAUCGCAAGGUUGAUGAGUCUGUUGCCAAAGCCAUGUCUACAAAUGUCGCCAAGGACAUCAAGAACCAUGGAGUUGUUGAAACAGCAUCUGGGCUUGCGAAAUCUGCAUACACGAAGCUAGAGCCGAGUGCAAAAGAGCUGUUGGUGAAAUAUGAGCCAGUUGCAGAGCAACAAGCAGCUUCAGCUUGGCACUCUCUUAAUAAAAUGCCAUUGUUUCGUAGUGUGGCUAAGGUGGUUAUACCAGCAGCUGCUUACUUGUCUGAAAAGUACAAUGAGACUGUUCAGCAAACAGCGGAGGAAGGAUACCAGGUUUCUUCAUAUCUGCCAUUGGUGCCUACUCAGAAGAUUGCUAAGGUGUUCAAGUCUCCGGAGCAAGAAGCAGAAUUUGAACCAGAACCAGUGGUGCAUGGUGGAGAAGGAGCUGUGGUGGCGCAUUGAUUAUAAUAUUAUUAUUGGUUGUGGUUUAUUUGGCAAUAUUUCUCGUUUUCUGUCAAGUUUACCUGAAAUGAGAUACACGAUCGAGUGAUGGUUGAGAUGGUAAAUUUUAAUGUAGGUUUUCAAUGUAAUUUGGGUUAUUAU